Molecule: messenger RNA, 2251 nt
Organism: Bactrocera neohumeralis
Lineage: Eukaryota; Metazoa; Arthropoda; Insecta; Diptera; Tephritidae
Gene: RNaseX25
Product: ribonuclease Oy
Exons: 2
Coding region: 685-1665 (326 amino acids)
Biological process (GO): RNA catabolic process
Cellular component (GO): extracellular region
Molecular function (GO): ribonuclease T2 activity; RNA binding
Source: RefSeq, a predicted model, not a curated record
AGAGAGCAAAGUCAUAAGGCAUACAGCAAGUAGGUAGGCAGCGGUGUGUACCUUUUUCUAAGUGAAUAUCAAACGGGUUGUUUCACGCAUCUGAAACAAGCAAACUACUAAACGAAAUAAAAAAGUAUUUUGACAUUUUGCUGCGAAAAAUACAGAAAACAAAGUAUAAACUUGUAAAGUGAAAUGUCAGUGAAUGCAGAGUGAAGCAAUAACAAACGAAAAAAUGCGAGAAAAUGUCAGAAAAUUUAAAGAAAUGACGAAAACUCUUGAAGAAAAUUAGUGCGCAACGCGAGACCCGUAUUUAUUUGUUACUUAAAGUGCAAUAACAAUGAACAAAUUGAAGCAACAACAAAUACACACAAUAUCAACAACAGCAACAACAACAAAGCGCAUUGCUUAAGUAUAGAAAAAAAACGAAAAGCAAAUAAAAACUUAAAUAGAUAAACUAAACAAAAAAUAACAACAACAACAAACGCAGGUAUAUAGCUAUACAUAUACACAGAGUGUUUGGUGAGUGUUGCAGAGGCGGCAGUGUUGAGCGCAAACGAAAACGAAACUUUAAUAUUAACAAGCAAACACCUUGAAAUUAUAUCAAAUAUCAAUAAACCGAAUAAAAAUCGAAAUUCGUCGAAAAAUACGCAAAAUUCGCUGAACCCGAACGGAGCAGUGGCAAACCGUGCGAAAAUGGGGCGAAGGUGUACUUUGUGGCUCACUUUCGGCGCGUUGCUCUUCAGCACGCAGUGGCUGGACGUGAUUAGCUCUACAAUCGAACGCAGUUCGGAGGAGUCAUACGAGGACAACGCGAAAGCAAUAAAAACUAUCGAACAACAAGAUAGCCUUGACUUUUUCAGCAAUGAAAAGUCUAAUGAAGAUACCAGCGUUGAGCAUGAGGAUGAGGAUCAUGAUUUUGACAUAUUGAUAUUUACACAACAAUGGCCGGUGACUACAUGCUACCACUGGCGGGAGGAGGACAGCACACAUGCCUGCGUUUUACCCGAAAAGAAAGAAUUCUGGACUAUACAUGGCGUGUGGCCAACGAAAUUGGGACAUAUGGGACCAAGUUUUUGCAAUAAAAGUGCCGACUUCGAUUUGGAUCAAUUGGACCAGAUACUGGCCAACUUGAAAACUUAUUGGCCCACCAUAGAUGGACAACAGAAACUGGGUUAUUUCUGGAAGCAUGAGUGGCUAAAACAUGGCACCUGCGCUGCAUCAUUGGAAGAGCUGGAUAACGAGCUGAAAUAUUUCAAACGCGGCCUGGCUUGGCGUGAACAGUACUUAAUGUCGAAUAUAUUGGGUAGGGCUGGCAUACAUCCGGAUUCGAAUAGCACCGUAAUCGCUUUGCAGAGAGCUAUCGUUCAAUCACUCGGCAAGAAUCCAUCCAUACAUUGUGUAUAUGAUAAUAAACGGGAUAUGAGUUAUCUGGAGGAGAUACGCAUAUGUUUUACCAAACAAUUUGAACUCACCGAUUGUGAUGGUGUACUACCAGGUGAUGCGGUUCCUAUCGUUUAUCCGGGCGGUACUGUUAUCACGAAUUGCCAUAUUUCGAAACCUAUACAUUAUCCUAGCAAUGUGCCACCAACAAUACGCCGAAUGGAGAAGAAAUGGAGAUUCCCGGUGGUGAACGCCUUCAAGCUAGUACAAUUCAUUAUGUGGUUUACGUUGUAAGAAGUAACUUGACACGCUUGCCAUUGAACAAUGAACGAAAAGCGCGUGCGAACACGAAAGGAUAUUUCUUAUAAGGAACAAUUAUUGUAUUUGGUAUAGUUUACAAAAGCAUUAAGGGAUUUAUACAAGAUUUGAUAAUUACGUACAUACAUACAUAUGUAGGUAGUUGAGAGCAAAUUUGCAGAUAUAUUUUUUGUAAUGCAAAAGAAAACUUUUAAGAAUUGAGGUAUAGAAGUAUGGUAAAAUGCAGGAUAGAGCGAAGUUUUAUACAUGAUACACAACAGACGGACGUACGUACGUAAGGAUUUAUGUAUGUGCCGUAUUUAGAAAAAUAUGAAAUAUAUGAACAGCACAAGCUUAGCAUAUAUUACCACUAAAUUUAGUAGUAAGUUUAUAUCAAAAAAUUGUAUUAAUUAUUUGAAACAAAAAAAAAAGUUUCGCUUGAUUUCUGCCGCUGGCAAAUUAUCAUGAAUGAUUAUAGUAGAAAUUCCAUAUCUAGUUUUUUUGUUUAAUAUUUUCUUGUGAAUACACUAUAGAUUAUGUUUACAUGCAAUAAAGAUAGGCAUAAAAUACAACAAACUACAAA